Messenger RNA from Aspergillus campestris IBT 28561, 1640 nucleotides. RefSeq names its product putative endoglycoceramidase. The record is from RefSeq and is a predicted model, not a curated record. Lineage: Eukaryota; Fungi; Ascomycota; Eurotiomycetes; Eurotiales; Aspergillaceae. The transcript has 2 exons. Gene Ontology annotation, molecular function: hydrolase activity, hydrolyzing O-glycosyl compounds. The coding region runs from base 24 to 1529 and encodes 501 amino acids.
AGAAUUUCGACCCUUUACUUGAAAUGCUGUUCAGUUAUACCGCUGCCGCAUCGCUGCUCGUGAUGCUUGGUACACAACCAGGUGUCAUUUUAGCUCAAGAUGCUGAGGGGUGGUACAAGGAUCACCCAGGCAUGGCGCGUAUCAGCCAGGUGAACCAAGAGACGCAUCAGAUCAUCGACGAAUUUGGACGCACACGGUUCUUCCACGGAACUAAUGCCGUGAUGAAGGAGCCGCCAUGGCAUCUGCCCUUGGAGUGGGUGCCUGGAGUCACGUCAUUUGGCGAGCAAGAUGUCCAAACUAUGCACGACUUGGGUCUAAAUGUCGUGCGGUUAGGCCACAGCUGGGCUGGUGCAGAGCCUGUGCGUGGGCAGUAUAACGAAACGUUUUUGGCUAUCAUGAAGAAGCAGACCAAGAUGGCCGAGGACCAUGGUCUCUACGUUUUGGUGGAUGUGCACCAGGACUGUCUGUCGCGGCAGUUAUGUGGCAAUGGCGCCCCUGAUUGGUUUGUUGAGGAAGACUGGGUAUCAAGUGGAAAGAUGUAUCCAUUUCCCCUCAAGCCAACACCAUUCCCGGUGGAUGACCGGGGCUUCCCAUCGCCACAGUCGCUUUGCGACACCGUCGACUGGGCUUUAAGCUACACGUCGGUGGCACUGGGAAAUGCAUUUGGCCGGCUUUACAACAAUUACGACGGUUUAGGAGAUGCAUUCGCAGCAUACUGGAAAAAGCUGGCGUUUGAGUACGCCAAAACACCCAACGUGGUCGGAUAUAACCUGCUAAACGAGCCGUGGGUGGGCGACACAUGGGCUGAUCCAACACUGCUGGUGCCAGGUGUUGCUGACCACAAGGUCCUGGAAGACCUCUGGAACCGAGCGACCAGGCAGAUCCGUACUGUUGAUAAUGACACGCUAAUCUGGUUCGAAGGGGCCACCCUAGAUGUUCUGUCCGGUUUCAAUAACGUCCCCCUUGGGGAUGGCUCGAAGUCAGUACACUCGUUCCACUACUACAGUCCACCGCAGCUUGGCCCUAUUACCACCACGCUCAAGAACCGCCGCAAGGACAACGAGCGCCUUAGGACCGCCGGUGUACUGACGGAACUCACUUUCUGGAUGGGGGAUGAUAAGGAGAUGCAAGAUCUAGCAGAUGCCAUGUCGGCGACCGACGAAAAUAUGGUUUCCUGGAUUGGCUGGGCGUACGACAAUUUGUACAAUGGCACAUCAGAUCAGCCUUACCCUGAGCUGGCGAGACACUACAGCCGUGCGUACCCGGCCGCUGUCGCCGGGACUCCCAAGAGCUUCGAAUUUUCCGAGAGCUCGGGCACCUUCGAGUUGCAAUUCGUGUCUGAUCCAAAUAUCAACGCGCCCACUGAAAUCGUCUUACCCCAGUCCACGUUCCCUAAUGGCUAUAGCGUCGAGGUCUCGCCUGAUGACAGCUUGCUACAGUACGCACCAAACAAGCGUACGCUGGCCUUGUUCACAUCUACUAGCAUCAAGAGAGCAACUGACAUCACUGUCACAAUCUCUCGUCAAUAGUUCCGCCCAUCAUUCACAUCAGAUUAUCAAUACGCAAUUUACCAUUGAUAGGCCUGGACAAGUACUGCGGUACUGGUGCCACAGUACUGGUGCAGUCACAGUACUAGUAGC